Messenger RNA from Torulaspora delbrueckii, 2649 nucleotides. RefSeq names its product Rsc2p (gene RSC2). The record is from RefSeq and is a predicted model, not a curated record. The transcript has a single exon. Gene Ontology annotation, molecular function: protein binding; chromatin binding. The coding region runs from base 1 to 2649 and encodes 882 amino acids. Gene Ontology annotation, cellular component: RSC-type complex. Gene Ontology annotation, biological process: chromatin remodeling. Lineage: Eukaryota; Fungi; Ascomycota; Saccharomycetes; Saccharomycetales; Saccharomycetaceae.
AUGGACGAAGAAACUAAACUGCUUCAAACCCGGUUGCGUGCGGAGUAUGAUGCGUUGUUCACUUUGAAAGAGGAAAACGGUUUGGAGAUAUAUCCUAUCUUUAACGUACUGCCAGUGAAGAAGGAAUAUCCUGAUUAUUAUGCAUUGAUCAAGAAUCCAGUUUCUUUGAAUACUUUAAAGAAGCGUGUGCCACAUUAUACAGAUGCUCAGAGCUUUGUUAACGAUGUGGUGCAGAUUCCUUGGAAUGCCAAGACAUAUAAUACUAAGGAAUCGGCUAUUUACCGGUAUGCUGGAAUCCUCGAAAAAUACGUCAAGGACACUUUAGUACCUCAUUUGAAACAGUUUUAUCCCGAAGUGGAGUACCCUUACUUGGGUCCUUUGCCGGAUGAGAUCGAGGCUCAUAAGAAGUUGCACCCAGGGGAACCAUUCCCGAUGCCCAAAAAUACAGUAACGAUCAAGCCAAGAAGGACUCGUGAGCGUGAGUCAAGUGUUGCUCCCGGUGAGGGUGAAGAAGAUGACGAUGAUGAAGAAUUCCACGCGGAAGAGGAGGACGAUGAAGAAUAUACAGAGGGUAGAAAAUUACCACAACUGAAAUUAACUUUACACAGAGGUAUGCACCAAUCACACACGCCGCCCUCUCAACAUAGAUCUCAUUCUACCACUCCUAAACCUUACGGGAGACAUGUGCAACAAAGAACUCAUAUGAGACGUGGUAGACCUCCAGUGAUUGAUUUACCAUACGUGCAGAGAAUUAAGAACAUCUUGAAGAUGUUGAAGAAAGAAAUUGAUGAUGAUAAUGAGCCCUUAACUACGACUUUUGAGAAAUUGCCAGACGAAAUUCGUGAGCAUAGGUACUAUACUGUCAUUUCCAAUCCAGUUUGUCUUGAAGAUAUUAGGAAAAGAGUCAAGACACGUAAAUACAAGGAUUUUCAGAGCUUUCAGAACGAUUUUAACUUGAUGCUAACAAAUUAUAGACUCUAUCAUCGUGCUGAGCCUCAUUACAUGAAGAGAGCUGCCAUGUUGGAAAAGAAAUUCAAUAUGCUGGCUAGGCACGAGCUGUCUAAGCCCGAUAGAGAUUAUAUGCCUGAGGGUGAACUUCGUUAUCCAUUGGAUGAAUUGGUACUGAAAGGCGUCAGCUAUAAGAUUGGUGAUUGGGUUCUACUAGAGAACCCUAACGAUGCAACAAAACCAACUGUCGCACAAAUUUUCAGGCUGUGGAGUACUUCUGACGGGAGAAGAUGGUUGAAUGCUUGUUGGUAUUUGAGGCCUGAGCAAACGGUCCACAGAGUCGAUAGACUUUUCUACAAGAAUGAAGUGGUAAAAUCGGGCCAGUACAGAGAUCAUUUAGUCGAAGAAAUUGUCGGCAAGUGUUACGUCAUUCAUUUUACCAGAUUCCAACGUGGUGAUCCCGAUAUUAAGUUGGAGGGUCCUCUAUUCGUCUGUGAAUUUCGUUACAAUGAGAAUGAAAAGGUCUUCAAUAAAAUUAGAACUUGGAAGGCAUGUCUACCAGAAGAGAUCCGUGAUCAGGAAGAGGUGACUAUCCCAGUGAAUGGUAGGAAAUUUUUGAAGUAUCCAUCACCUUUGAAACACCUAUUGCCACCAAAUGCUUCCUAUAAUGACCCAAUCCCACAACCUACGGAGGCUGCCGUCAAUGCCCCACCUUUGAUUGGUGGUGUGUACAUGAGACCAAAGCUUGAGCGUGACGAUCUAGGGGAAUACUCUACCUCAGACGACUGUCCACGUUACAUUAUUAGGCCAGGCGACCCACCCGAAGAAGGUAAGAUUGAUUUUGAGACCAGUACUAUCAUCACAAAUUCAACUACCGCAACAGCACUGCCUAAGACCAGUCAGUCCAAUUCCAGACUAACUUCAUUGAAACACAACAGGUCAAAUACGGCGCUCAACGCAAUGCGGAAUGGUUUGUAUACUCCGCCCAUUGGUAACGCAGCUGCCUUGGCCAAUGCGGGGAUGCAAUCGCCCGGAAGUAGGCUCGGUACACCUAAUGGCCUGGGUCAACAAUUAACAGUGCAAGGUCUAAAACAACACCAGCUGAAUAAACAACAACUACAGCUGCAACAACAACAGCAACACAAACGAUCACAGGCAUCUGGAUACAACCUAACAACUAUUGUAAACAAUCUAGCAGCCCAAGCUUCGAAAACCAGUCUCGGCCAUAUCGCAAUCGACUCACCAAGCGCAUUCGUGCUACCGGUCACAAUCACCAAGAAUGUCGAUGUUUUACAAAGGACUGACUACGAUAGCCAAGUGAGAAGACUGGGCAAAGACCAAGUGCCCAGAAAAAAGCGCAACAAGGGCGAAGUGCUAUGGUUCAGAGGACCAAGUGUAGUGAUAGAAGAAAGACUCCUAAACUCGGGAGAUAAGCACUUACAACCUCCAUUAAAUAGGUGGUUUGCCAAGAACGUCAACAAGAAACCAAAACUGGCAUACGAAGAGAUAGAAGAACCGGUGGAACCCAGUGAAGCAGAUCAAGACGAGGAUGACGACUCAGAUGAAUCAGAGUAUGAUAUCAGUCUCGACCAAGAAGAAGAAGUCUUACCAGACUCGUUUCCACUCGGUCUUCGUCCCUCAGCUCGCUUCAUGGCCUUCAAGCUGGCCGCACGUGAGGCUGCUCAAACGGAGUCAAGUUAA